GGAGAUCGGCGAUCGUCAUACCCAUCCCCCCUGCAACAAUAUCAUGCAGCAAUUCAAAACAUCGUCUCGAUCGGAUUAACAGCACGGACAGAGCUUUGGCAGUGGUCGUAGUGAUCAAAUCCGUUUCACACCAUGCAAGCCAUCAAGCAACUUCAAAGAUAUGCUUUUCGAGCUCCGGACCAGCGCGUAGAUAACCUCGUCGUCGGUGCAGGCGUCAUUGGACUGGCCGUGGGUGCCAGGUUGAGGGAGAUGCGACCGGAUGAGACGACUGUGGUGGUUGAGAGGCACGGAAAGAUCGGGCAGGAGACAAGCUCUCGGAAUUCGGAGGUGAUCCACGCUGGAAUCUACUACCCCUUAGACUCCCUCAAAAUGCGGUAUUGUGUCCGAGGCAGAGAGCUCAUGUACGAGAGGUGCGAACGCCUCAGUAUUCCACACCGAAAGACGCAAAAGAUGAUCGUAGCUACGACGAAAAGCCAGAUCAUGUACCUCGAUCGGCUUCACUCGGAUCUCCAAGAACCGAUUCUCAACGACCCUUCCUACUCCCCCUCGGGCGAAGGCGUACCGACGUAUUUCAUUCUGCCAAACGAAUGCAAGGAUAUGGAGCCCGACCUGGGCUCAAACGUGUUGUGCGCAAUGUUGAGCACGGAGAGUGGGAUUGUGGACAGUCAUGCCGUCAUGGACUCGCUACAGGCCGAGAUCCAGGAAGAGCGGGGUGAGGGGAGCGGGAGUGUAGCCCUGGGUACAAAGGUCGUAAGGAUAGAUCCAGACAAAGAAGGUUGGGUGGUCCAGACCAUCACAGGGGCGUCCUCUCAACCGGACGCUAUCCUAACGCGUAAUCUCGUCCUCUCGGCGGGGCUUAGUUGUGUCAAUCUGUUGAACCCAUUGUUGCCGCGACACGAACAGUUGACAGCGCAUUACACAAAAGGCUCGUACUUGUCUUACAAGGGUCCCGGUGUCGGAUCAGUCUCGAGAUUACUCUAUCCAUGUCCGGAACCAGGUCUAGAGGGUUUAGGAACGCAUCUAACGCUGGACUUGGCGGGAAACGUCAAGUUUGGACCCGACGUCGAGCCUAUCGCCAGGAUCGACCCAGUAGACAAGCCUGGGAUGGACGAGGAUCAGGAUCAGGAUUGGUGGGAACGGCAUUUGAGGCCGUCGGAGGGGCGUAAGGAUGAGAUGGCGCGGGCUAUCCAGGAUUACCUACCUGGCAUCAACCCAGACAACUUACAACCCGAUUAUGCUGGUAUCCGACCAAACUUGUCCCCGCCAGGCAGCGGGUUUACCGAUUUCCACAUCAACUUUGACCCGGAUUCACGUCCCGGUCUGAUGGCGCUCUGCGGGUUCAACUCGCCAGGGUUGACGAGUAGUCUGGCAGUAGCGCAGGACGUCGAGGCGUCGCUGCCUAGGAACUAGCGGCAUCGAGCGAUAUGAAACAUGUCGACUCUUGAUGCUCUGGUCUUUGCGUGCGGCUUCAUUGGCUGGUCGGGCAUUGUCGUUAUCGGAUCGGGCCUUUUGCAUGAUCACGUGACAGAAAGCUGACGUUGACCGAUGGGCAACUCACUGAGUCUCGUUCAUGAAAGACUGAUAUUCAGCCAGUCACUAUCACUUUGGCUUGAAUAGCUGUUACCUUGUAGCUAGACC
Molecule: messenger RNA, 1638 nt
Organism: Filobasidium floriforme
Lineage: Eukaryota; Fungi; Basidiomycota; Tremellomycetes; Filobasidiales; Filobasidiaceae
Product: NAD dehydrogenase
Exons: 8
Coding region: 133-1410 (425 amino acids)
Cellular component (GO): mitochondrion
Molecular function (GO): (S)-2-hydroxy-acid oxidase activity; (S)-2-hydroxyglutarate dehydrogenase activity
Source: RefSeq, a predicted model, not a curated record